Laetiporus sulphureus 93-53 is the source of this 972-nucleotide messenger RNA. RefSeq names its product alpha/beta-hydrolase. The coding region runs from base 1 to 972 and encodes 323 amino acids. The transcript is spliced from 7 exons. The record is from RefSeq and is a predicted model, not a curated record. NCBI's taxonomy places the organism in Eukaryota, Fungi, Basidiomycota, Agaricomycetes, Polyporales, Laetiporaceae.
AUGUCUUCCCUGAGCAAACACACCAUUAUACUUCCUUACACCACUGCUACCCCCGCGGGGCUGAAGCUGGUCGGGAACCGUUACGUUCCUGCGAUAUCCGCCAGAGAUGGUCUCACUUUGCUCUUCACUCACUGCACCGGAGCGCACAAGGAACUAUGGGAGCCUGUCAUCGAGCAUCUGUUCAAAUCAAGCGACAUAGCCUCAGUGAUUCGGGAGGCGUGGUCAGUUGACUGGCAGAGUCACGGAGAGGCUGCUGUUUUUAAUGAACAAGCUACUGAAGUCGGGCCUCUCACAGCCGUCACCGAGUACGGUACCGGCCUGCGAGCCUUGCUAGCUUCGGAGCACCUUCAGGGCCACCAAGUCAUCGGCAUAGGACACUCGGCGGGGGCCACUGCCAUAUUGUUGUCCACUCUAGGUGUUUCCGUUGAGAAGAUAGCAUACAAAUCUAUAACUCUCGUUGAGCCGGCUUUGUCUACGCGGGCCGAAUACGAGCAGUACCGCGAAGGGCGCGUUGCCUCUCUUGAUGCUACGCAGAAGGCCAUCGACUCGAGACGCGACAUAUGGCAAGACCGCAACGAAGCUAUACAGCAUUUCAAGAAGCGCAUUCCCUAUAAGAAUUGGGAUCCGAGAAUCCUAUCGCUCUUUGCGGUAAGCAGCCUUAUGGCUAAAAUCUCGUAUAUGGUCGACGAGAAUGAAGGCCGCAUCAUCGGCAAAGUCACACUGAAGUGCACCAAGAUACAGGAGAAGAAGAGUUUCGAAGACAAUGAACCUCACUUCACAGCCGUAAACAGGCUAAGCACACUCGAUGCAUCAUUUCCUGUUCAUUGCAUUUUUGGUGAAAGAACCGAUAUAGUCCCGAGGCAUGCUCAUGACUCAAUUCUGGAGGUGCGCAAGAUGGCGUCGAUCCAAUUCGUCAAACGUGCAGGCCAUUUCGUACUACAAGAUAACCCAGAUGGGUCGCUGUAUGUAUAG